This is a messenger RNA of Besnoitia besnoiti, 2949 nucleotides long. Its product is annotated as putative replication licensing factor. The transcript is spliced from 17 exons. The coding region runs from base 1 to 2949 and encodes 982 amino acids. Gene Ontology annotation, cellular component: nucleus; MCM complex. The record is from RefSeq and is a predicted model, not a curated record. Gene Ontology annotation, biological process: DNA replication initiation; mitotic DNA replication; double-strand break repair via break-induced replication. Gene Ontology annotation, molecular function: single-stranded 3'-5' DNA helicase activity; single-stranded DNA binding; ATP binding. NCBI's taxonomy places the organism in Eukaryota, Apicomplexa, Conoidasida, Eucoccidiorida, Sarcocystidae.
AUGGAGUCUCUGAGCUCUCCGGCUCGCGCGCGGGCCUCGGGGCGGGCCUCGGGCUUUCCGCUGAGCGGCGAAGACGGCCGCGAGGAGAGACAGUCAGCCAACCCGGCGGGGAGCUUCGCGCCGUUCGCCUCUCUGGGUCAGACGCAGCGCGGCGCGAGUCUUGGCGAAGGUGAGACGGGCGUCGGCGCGACGAGUCUCGAGAACGGCGACGGCCGCGACCCUGCGCGCAUGCAAGACGAGAACUUUGCAAACAUCUUCGUGCACUUCCUCCAGACCUUCAAGCACGAAGACGAAGAUGAAGACGCAGACGAAGAGAACGCGCCCUCCGCGAUCGCCGACCUGCCGGCCGAAAUCGCAGAGGCUUACUACAUGCGCGCCAUGGCGCGUCUGAUUCGCGAGUCGCAGGGGAACCGCACGCUAAUUGUUCGCUUGGAGCACGUCGAGAGCUGGCAGCCGCAGGGCGCCCCUGUGCAGGACGCCGGCAUGCGGCUCGCCGAGCACAUUCGCCGCAACUACAUAAGAAUUCGAGGCCGCCUUCAAGAGUCCUUCCAGCUGCUGAUGGAGAAGCUCGCCGCGCAGAUGAACGCGCCGCAGUUCUCCUACGUCCUGCAGGUCGUCGGCUCCCAGAAAUACGUGUACGAAAUCGGGAGUAUUCGCUGCAACAUGCUGGGAAGCUUGUUGAGCAUCCGAGGGCAAGUCACGCGCACGACAGAUGUGCGGCCAGAACUCCUCAGAGCGGCCUUCAAGUGCCUCGAGUGUGGCUCCAUCGAGCCCGAUGUCGAGCAGCAGUUCAAAUACACGCAGCCGCGUCAAUGCCACGGCGUGAACUGCAACAACACGACCAACUGGGAGCUCCUGUUUGAGCGCUGUCGGUAUGGUGACUGGCAGAAGAUUCGCUUGCAGGAGCCGUCGAACUCGUCCUCGACCUCGUCGGCGGUACCGCGCUCUCUGGACAUCAUCGCGAGGCACGAUUUGGUGGACUCCGUCUACGCUGGCGACGUAAUCGUGGUGUCUGGCGCCCUCGUGGCGCUGCCGGAUCUCGCGCCCCUCAUGAAACCUGCCCAACUCGGAAGGAGCGAUCGUCCGCGUCGCAACGAGGCGGGCUUGGGCGUGGUGCCUCUGACGGGUUUGAAGGGCUUGGGUGUGCGCGAAAUGAACUUCCGCAUCUCCUUGCUCGCCGUCGAUGUCCAGGCUGAAAGCGAGACGAGGAAGGACUCCAGCGGCGCCCAGGAGAACCGCGAGUUUUUCCAAGCGUCGGACUUCCUCAACACUGGAGCCUUCGAGUGGCUGCGCGAGAUCGCAGAAGAUCCUCACACCCUCGACCGCCUCGCAAAGUCCGUCGCGCCUCGCGUCUGGGGCAACGAUGACAUCAAAAAGGGCAUUCUGCUCCUCAUGACUGGAGGCGUGCAGAAGAGCACCUCCAACGCGCGGCUCAGAGGAGACAUCAACAUGUGCAUCGUUGGCGACCCGUCAACGAGCAAGAGUCAACUGCUGACGUGGGUCGAGAGCUUCUCGCCGCGCGCGGUCUUCGCCUCGGGCAAGGGAAGCACAGCAGCGGGUCUCACCGCUGCGGUUGUCAGAGACACUGACCAGGGCGACUUCGUGCUCGAGGCCGGUGCGCUGAUGUACGCUGACCAAGGCAUCUGCUGCAUCGACGAAUUCGACAAGAUGGACGAGAAGGAUCGCGUAGCGAUCCACGAGGCGAUGGAGCAGCAGACGAUCUCGAUUUCGAAGGCCGGCAUUCAGGCGACGCUCAAUGCGCGUGCGUCGGUGCUGGCGGCCUGCAACCCGCGCUUCGGGCGGUACGAUAAGAGCAAGAGCUUCGCGGCGAACGUCAACCUGCCGCCGCCGCUGCUGUCGCGUUUUGAUCUUUUCUUCACGUUGAUCGACGAGGCGGACGAGGAGCGGGACCGCGCCAUCUUUGAGCACGUGGCAUCGUAUCACUUGACUGACGAAGCUCGUGAAGAAGCUCUCGCGCGACAGAGAGCAGAGCGAGCAGCUGAGAUGGAAAACGCGCUCACAGCCGACGAACUGCGCGUGUACAUCCAGUGCGCCCAGAAGCUGAAGCCGCUCAUGACUGAUGAGGCGAAGGCUAGGCUCGCGGAGACUUACGUCUCGCUGCGCCUCAUGGACGGGCAGCCCGGGCUGCAGCAGAACAUGCGCAUGACAGUUCGUCAGCUCGAGUCUCUCGUUCGGCUCUCCGAGGCCGUCGCGCGGCUGAAGUUUUCAGACUUUGUCGAGAUCGAGCAUGUGCAGGAGGCGGUGCAGAUCUUCCGCGCCUCGCUGCAGCGCAUCGUUUACACUCGAGACGUGGUACUGCUGGACGAGUCGAUGGAGAGCGAGAAGAAAGACGAAGAGGCGAGAAAGCGCCAGGACGGCGACGAGGGCGCGGAGACGGACGCGACGAUGCCCGCAACAGGGGACGCGGACGCAGACGCACAGCCGAAACAAAUCCGCAUUUCGCAGCAAGACUACAGACGCAUCUCGUCGCAGAUCGUCGACUACGUCAUGCAGCUCGAGCGAGAGAAGGAAGACCAAGGGGACGCGUUCACUGGCGUCAACAGCUCCGCCGUCAUUGAGUGGUGGCUUGAUGAGAUUUUGAAGUGCGACGACGUGAACGAGCUCGAGGGCUGGGCGCGGAAGCUGCAGCUGAUCAUCCGCCGUCUGAUUGAGCACGAGGGCUACCUGGUUGGAGAGGCGGUUCCCGAGGGCGGCGCGGACGAGCUGCUGCUGCGCGCGCAUCCGAACGUGCCCGAUGACCAGUUGUCGCUCCUGGCUUCAGGCACCACUGGGCGCGGGCGAGAGAACCUGCCGCCAGGCACCUUUGCCUCUUCGUUCGGCUACCGUUCGUUCGGCGACCCGGAACACGAAGAGGCCGCCGACGGCAACGCAGGCGAAGAGGGCGACGGCGACUUGCCCAGCGAGGAGUUCGACAAACUAGAGCCGUGA